CAGGUUGGAGUCGCACCCCCAGAACGAGCACUUCUCGAUUUAUUUCAUUUCUUCCAGGCGACACGACACCCCCCCCCUCCCCCAGGCUGUAAGACGCCGACUCCUCCGAUUCCCACCGUCAGGCGAGGAGCUGGGAGCAGCCUCUCAGGAUGGGAGGCCGGCGGUCUCCGUUAGAACCGGGAACACCGUGCCAGGCAGAGUUAUGGGGUGACCUCGGGGUGCUCGAAGAGGAUGAGGAGCUGGAGGGUUUCAGGCGGGAGGUGGAAGUUCUACGUGAGAAGCUGAGGGAGGCUCUCAGUCAUACAUCUGGUAACAAAAGGCAGUCCAGUUCUUUGACCGACCUCACCUCGGACAGUACCUGGGAUCGGCAAAAGCCUCACUUAUUUCCUAAAUCCCGCUUAAGGCCAAAAAGUGCUUCAUCUCCCUGGAUUCCUUCCAUCACCAUCCCUCAGCCUUUCAAAAUGACACUGCGGGAAGCUCGCAAAAAGUCUGAGUUGAUGAAGUCAUACAUGUUUCUUGAACUAGACAAACAGAGAGACAAAAGGCAAAGCCAGGAUGAAGCCGAAUGUCAGAAACAAUUCCGGGCACAGCCUGUACCUGCCCAUGUGUUUCUGCCCCUUUAUCAGGAAAUAAUGGAGCAGAAUGAGAUUCGCAGGCAAACAGCAAUGCAGAAAAGAAAGGAGCUGCUACUUUCAACACAGCGGCCCUUCAGUUUCCUGGAGAAGGAGGAGAAAAAGAAAGAAGCUAUCAGACAAAAAUUCCUGUCAGCAGCAACCCCAAAUGAGAGCUCCAAACAGAAGCAAGACAGUAAAAAAGUUCCUAAAUCUACUUACCACCCACUUCUUGGAAAUAAACUCAAAGAAGCUGAACUCUACAGAGAAAUCCGCAUUCAAAUGAGAGCAAAGGAUUUGCUUGAGAGCUCAGUGGCUCCAAUAGACACCAGCAACUGUCGGAGGGAGCCUCAGUCCCGAACUGCCACCAAAACCAAGCAGGAAAGGCUUGGCUUCUUGCAGGACAAAAGUUUCAGCUUCAAGCCAAGGAUUAAUCCAACAAUACCGGAUUUUGAAGAACUUUACUGGGCAUUUCAGAAGGAAGCAGUAAGGAGACAAGAAAUCAAAGAGCCAACUCGUAAUAAGCCAUUCAAGCUAAGAACCUCCAAUCUCCGUGCCAGGCAGAGGCAGGCUAAUGAAAAGAUAAAGGAUUCUGAGAAGCUUUCCAAGGUUUCAGUGGAAAGAAGUCAUUCUCUGACCAGACUUUCUUCUCUCUCUUCCAACACCCUUCCAGUGCAUAUUACCGAUGCAACUAGAAGAAGGGAAUCUGCUAUUAGACACUCCCAAGUUAACAAAAAGGAAGCGGAUAAAGAAGGAAUUAAUUGGCUGGAGAAACAGAAAACGAAAUGUCAAGCUAUGCAGAAGUCAGUGAACAGCCGAGCAAAAGCACUGGAUCCUCAUAAAAGUCUGGAGGAAACACAAAAGGAGAAGUCGAAACAGAACCGGCAAAAUAUGAGAGAGAGAACAAAAGAAUACAGAAAGGAGCUGGAAGAAAUGCAGCUGCGAGUCAAGAGCAGACCAUACCUCUUCGAACAGGUCACCAAGUGUCAGUUAGGACUCAGACACAAGUAUGCUAGUCUGGUAAGACUGGAAUGCAGUAUAAGGAGAAUAGAAGAAGGAAGAAAAAAAGAUCAGAAGCAGGAAAAGCACGAUGCUCGUCAAGGAGCAGAACGUCGCUACAGAAACACUCUCCAGCAGGUUGGCCUGAGCGAAGAAUUUGUAAGAAGAAAAGGGAAAGAUGCCACUGACUUGCUGGAAGAAGAAUCUGAUGUACACAGAGUGCCCAAGCCUCCGGGUGAAAAGGACGACUGUACUGUACAGGAAGGAGUACCUCAGGAGGAACAGAGCAGAAAGGAACCAGCAGCAUAAGAGCUAGCAGAAGAAUCCAUUGAUCAUCUCUUGAUUUUUUAAAUCCAGGAUUCUCCAGGUUAAUCCUCAGGAACUUAAUGGUUUAAGCUGACACCUAAGAAUGGCUCUGGGGUAAGUGAGAUGGGAGAAUUUAGUAAAGAAAAAAAAGACCAACUUGUUUUGAGCAUGUCUUGUCCAACCCAGCAAAGCCUGCAGCCUCCCUUAGUCUUCACAAGUGUUCCUUGUGUGAGCCAUUUCCCUUUCUUUAAUGGGCAACAAGUUAAAAAGGUUGAAGCACUAUCUUUGGAUAAAAGUAGAUAUGAAAGAUUGAAGAGGUGCAUCCUCUAUUGUCAGCUCCUUGCAUUCAUGCCACAGAAGCACACCGGAAGAGGAGAAUGCCCUUUAGUGUGCUAAACCUUGGUUUAGACAUAUAUGCGGUAGAAUGCUUCCAAACAAGGUACUUCUACAAAAACAAAUACCGGGAUUUGACCUACCUUGGGAGAAGACUCAAAAGGAAGUCUUUCUCUGGAGUUAACUCUUCGUUCAGUCACUAGUCCCUAGUAAGAAGCAAUAGUCUUCCUAUACUAAAAAAUCUCCCAUAUUUCAUUAUUUGAAAGUGUUUUAACAUCUUACCAAUUUAAGUCAUUAAUUUGGCCCAAAACCCAACCAGAAUUAUAAGAAGGUUGUAAUUAAACAGGGUAUCACUUUGAAUUGCUGUUGUCCUAAUUCUACUAUUACUGUGAUAUUAAAAAUGGUUUUUGGUAGAAGUAAGAUUAGGUAUUACCUGUCAGCAUGUUGCACUCAAAUGCCUGGCACAUCUUGAAUAGUAUAUUUCACACAUUAGUGAUCUUCCUUUACCUGACAGUAAUAACCAUUUCAGAAGUAAAAAUCCGUGCCACCUGGAAUGUUUCCUGAGAAUUUUGCACUUUGAGAUUAAAAUAUUUUCAAAUGGCUAUCAUGUUCUUCAGUGUUCAGUUUCCUUGUCAAUCAUCUUUCCUCACUUUUUAAAUAGAAGCUUUUUUUGUCAUCUCAAUCCUUUUCUCCUGUUACACUUGCAGUUGUAACAAUGCAACUGCAUCAUCAAAUCAGAAAUACAGUACCUGUAAGAGCUACCACAUUAGAUAAAAUAUAAAACUGAGAUAGUGACAUUUUUAAUCAUAACAAAGUACUAAAUCCAAGAAUUUGUGGCCCAGGGGUUUCAUGCUGCUACGUUACAGAGAUCAAUACGUAGCUAAUGCACUGGACUGCAGCAUUCCUCCUUCCUGACUCAGUCUCCGCACUGACAACAGGCUUGGAGGGUUUGAGGGUGGCUGUUACCAGUGUACCAGCUUCUCCACAGGUGUAAUUGUGUAGGAUAUACAGAGGCUGUUCUUUCUCGGGGUACUCCCUGGAAAAGAGCAGUGAUGUAACCAUAUUGUCACCAUGCUUUGUCACAUGGAAAGAGGAAGGAGAGAUUACUUCCACGAUCUAAGUCCUAGGCUUGUAUGGAUAUAUAUGUGGAACAGUGGGACUGAAAUUUGAAAACAUACAUUUUAAGGGCUAUUUAGUAAAAGUGGUUGCUAAUUUCCACAAUAAUAGUUAAUGAUGCUGGAAAAAGAAAUUUCCAAGUAUGUGAAGUGUAGAGGGAAAUCUUAAGAAAGGAGAAACAAAAGCUUGACUUUAAAUUAAUAUGAUAAUAUGCCAUAUCCCUUUAAGAAAUACUACGGUGACAUGCAUGAAUAUAAUAACAGAUAAAUUCAAAUCUUAAAAUUGGUCCCUAAAGAGAAAUUGCUGCAAUGGUGGUGAAAGUAAAGGCAUCAAACUAAGUAAGUAAAACUCACUAACAUCUCUCUUGCUAAAAGAAGUUUUAUUCUGAAAGGAGGAUUACAUUUCUGUAAUCCUAAAAGAGAUUUGUCAUCUCUUAAUAUGUCUCAAAAAUGGUAAGGAAGUAAA
Pipra filicauda (Wire-tailed manakin) is the source of this 3830-nucleotide messenger RNA. It is a transcript of the gene FAM161B, whose product is annotated as FAM161 centrosomal protein B. Bases 150 to 1919 code for a protein of 589 amino acids. Gene Ontology annotation, cellular component: cilium. The record is from RefSeq and is a predicted model, not a curated record. Gene Ontology annotation, biological process: cilium organization. The transcript has 9 exons. NCBI's taxonomy places the organism in Eukaryota, Metazoa, Chordata, Aves, Passeriformes, Pipridae.